Messenger RNA from Xyrauchen texanus (razorback sucker), 2421 nucleotides. RefSeq names its product heme oxygenase 2-like. The record is from RefSeq and is a predicted model, not a curated record. NCBI's taxonomy places the organism in Eukaryota, Metazoa, Chordata, Actinopteri, Cypriniformes, Catostomidae. Gene Ontology annotation, biological process: heme oxidation; response to oxidative stress; heme catabolic process. The transcript is spliced from 6 exons. The coding region runs from base 144 to 1076 and encodes 310 amino acids. Gene Ontology annotation, molecular function: heme oxygenase (decyclizing) activity; heme binding.
AGGUCCCACUCUGGUAGAGCGUCAGUACACUUCCUGUUUGAAGGCGGGACUAAUCUUGUAAACAAUGCACCCAACCAACGUGAUGUGAACCGCUGCAGACUGGGAACACCAUAUAUCAGAGGAGAACCAGACAGCAGUUUAUAAUGGCUGCAGAUUCAGAGAUGACUAACGGAGGUGAGAAUAUCCUCAGUGAAAGUGACGACGAUAUUCUCAGCCCUGAUGACCUGUCGGAAGUGUUGGCGGCUGGAACCAAGGAGUCUCACGACAAAGCUGAGAACUCUCCAUUUGUCAAGGACUUCCUUAGGGGAAGAAUCAAACGAGAACUUUUUAAGCUCGGCACAGCUGCCCUGUACUAUGUUUAUUCAGCCAUCGAGGAAGAGAUUGAAAAGAACAAGGACCACCCCAUGUUUGCGGCUCUAUAUUUCCCCUCUGAGCUGCACAGGCAAGACGCUUUGGCCAAAGACCUGGAGUAUCUCUAUGGUGAAGACUGGGAGAGUAAGAUCUCCUGCUCGGCAGCCACACAGCCCUACGUAGAUCGCAUUCAUGUGGUAGGUCGCAAAGACCCGGUUCUGCUGGUGGCACACGCCUGGACCCGCUACAUGGGAGACCUGUCAGGUGGACAGAUUCUAAAGAAAGUAGCCCAGCGUGCCCUGAAACUGCCCCCAACUGGUGAGGGAUUGAACUUCUACCAUUUCGAGGGCAUCCACAACCCUACAGCCUUCAAGAGACUUUACCGUAGCCGCAUGAAUGAGCUGGACGUGGAUGCUGAGACCAAAGAGAGGCUGCUGGAUGAGGCCAACCUGGCAUUCAAAUUUAAUUUGGACGUGUUCACGGAGUUGCAGGAGAUUGGGAAAAACAUUAACGAGGAGUUGCAGGACAUUGGGUUCCCUGCACAUGGAGAUAUGGGAGGAGACAUUAGUAAAUGUCCCUACUAUGCAGCCAAAAUGGCGGUGAGUGGCAACACAACGCACGCAUGCCAGUUUGCAAAAAUGCUGCUUCGCCAACCCACAGUACAGGUGGUACUGGCCACAUGGGUUGCUGCUAUUGCUGGAUUGGCUGCCUGGUACCUCAUGUGAUAACUUUGAACUGAGUCAACCAAACAGAAAGGAAGAUAAAGAAACAUCUGGACUUCAAAGUAAAAAUUCUCCAUUCAGUCACCCAACUGUGAUUUCUGUUGACAUUGUGGAGAUCUUGCUGUGUAGCAUAUUAAAGUAUAUCGACUAGACCCUCGAUCUACACUAUACUCUCAAAUUUAACCAAUUUUUACUUGGCUCUCCAGUGUUGUAUAUCAGCAGUUCAGAGAGUUGAGAGAGAAGUUGAGUAGGUCAAAAGUGUACACCUUACAGGGAAUGGAAAAAGGGUGCACAAGCUGCAAAGUGUAACAUUAUGAAUGCAAAAAAACGUGUAUGUUUAAUUUAUUAUUGCAGUCACUUUAGAACAAAAAGUAAUAAAGGCAUUUAAAGCAGGACUUCUUUUGAAAUUAGUAUUUCUUUAUGUCUGUCAUAACUGUAGUUUCCACACGGAUGAAUGUAUAACAUACCCAACUUGGCGUCUUCACAUUCUUGUAAAAUUCUUGCAGUUAAAUCACUGUGGGAUCCGCAAAUUAUUGUGAGAGUUUUACCCAAUCAAAUCCAUUUACAUAUGUUUAUCAGCAGAAAUAGCCCAUUCCAAUGUCUUUAUUUAAUCUGUUAAGUGUUUUAUAUUUAAUUUUAAUGAAAUAAUAUCAUUAGCAGAGAAUGGACACUGCCAGAAUGAUGAUGAUCCUUACUGGCUUUACUGGCAUUCUUUUUGAAAGAUUCAUAAACAAAGUGUCCCUUUGACAAUCAGGGACUUUGGACAUUUAAAAAGUCACCAUGUUUAGAAGCAGGGUUCAUUUUUGUUGUGCAUCAUGUAACCAACCAGUACUGUAAUGAUCUUUUGUCCUGAGUCGAACCUUUGAUUUUUCUAAUUUCCCACUUUUAAACGUAGGUUUUUGUGUGUGUGAUGAAGCAAUCUUGUUUUGUGUAGAACACCUUUGAUUCCCAAUCUUGUUUAAAAGAUCUGACUAUGGUAACCUAAGUGUUGUAGGGAGAAAUAUAUGUAUAAGUGCUCACUCCUGCUCCCUUGUUCAAAAACAUCUCUGUGCAUGCCGUUACUCUAAAUGUGUCUAUAUUGUUAUACUUCUAUAUAACAACCAAUCAAUCAAUGCUUACAAUCAUUUCAUUAUGUUUAUCAUUAAGAUCUACUUUAUUUUGAUCAUAACUGGGGGUGAUAAGAGAACAGUUUGGAAUUUGAAACUCAUUUUGAAAUGACAAAUGAUUUAUUUGCCAUUAGAAAUAUUGACAAUCUUUUGAUGAAGGAUAAAGAAAUUGAAACUUAUUUAAAUAUUGUUUGAAUGUAUUUCUCUAUUUCUUUCUCUUUUUCAUGGAUUCAGUGUAUCAA